AUGUGGGCUUUUCUGAGUGGAAAAUUAUUUAGUGUUCUUUCAGCACCAGUGAUUGUAGCUGUCGUGUGCUGCGCACAAAGCGUGAAUGAACCAGGGAACAUGUCGUUUGUGAAAGAGACGGUGGACAAACUACUAAAGGGAUAUGAUAUUCGUCUUCGACCAGACUUUGGAGGGGCCCCUGUUGCAGUUGGCAUGAGUAUAGAUGUGGCGAGCAUAGACAUGGUAUCGGAAGUCAACAUGGACUACACUUUAACCAUGUACUUCCAGCAGUACUGGAGGGACAAGAGGCUGGCGUACUUAGGGAUCCCGCUGAACCUCACCCUGGAUAACCGGGUAGCAGAUUCACUCUGGGUCCCUGACACCUACUUCCUGAAUGACAAGAAGUCCUUCGUCCACGGUGUGACGGUCAAGAACCGCAUGAUCCGCCUCCACCCGGAUGGAACAGUGCUCUACGGCCUGAGGAUCACAACGACGGCAGCCUGUAUGAUGGACCUGAGGAGGUACCCUCUGGACGAGCAGAACUGCACUCUGGAGAUCGAGAGCUAUGGAUACACGACAGAUGACAUUGAGUUCUACUGGAAGGGAGGAGACAAUGCGGUGACGGGGGUGACACGCAUUGAGCUGCCACAGUUCUCCAUAGUGGACUACAAGCUGGUGUCCAGAAACGUUGUCUUUUCCACAGGUGCCUACCCACGACUGUCUUUGAGCUUCAAGCUAAAGAGGAACAUUGGCUACUUUAUCCUGCAGACCUACAUGCCCUCCAUCCUGAUCACCAUCUUGUCCUGGGUCUCCUUCUGGAUCAAUUACGAUGCCUCGGCUGCAAGAGUGGCAUUAGGGAUCACCACUGUGCUCACCAUGACCACCAUCAACACCCAUCUGAGAGAGACGCUCCCCAAGAUCCCCUACGUCAAGGCCAUCGACAUGUACCUGAUGGGCUGCUUCGUCAUGGUCUUCCUGGCCCUGCUGGAGUACGCCUUCGUCAACUACAUCUUCUUCGGCCGUGGACCACAGAUGCAGAAGAAGCUGGCAGAGAAAGCCGAGAGGGCCAACAACGAGAGGGCGGCCAAAUAUGACACCAAUCAGGCGGAGUCCCACGGUAAUAUCCUGCUGACCACCCUGGAGAUCCACAACGAGGUGGCAGGAAAUGAGGUCACCACCAGCCUGGCGGACAGCAGGAACUCCUCCGUCAUGGGAUUUGACAACACCAGCACAGGUACCGGCGUCCAGUGCAGGAAGGCGAGCCGGGCCUCGGGUCCUCGCCACAGCCUCGACAGGAACGCCCAGCUCAAGAGGCACAAACUGCGGCGGCGCUCGUCGCAGCUCAAAAUCAAAAUCCCUGACCUGACGGACGUAAACGCCAUCGACAGGUGGUCGCGGAUUAUCUUCCCCUCCGUUUUCUCCCUCUUUAAUUUAAUCUACUGGAUGUAUUAUGUCAACUGA
This is a messenger RNA of Salvelinus namaycush (lake trout), 1440 nucleotides long. Its product is annotated as gamma-aminobutyric acid receptor subunit beta-3-like. Gene Ontology annotation, molecular function: neurotransmitter receptor activity; GABA-A receptor activity; extracellular ligand-gated monoatomic ion channel activity. The record is from RefSeq and is a predicted model, not a curated record. NCBI's taxonomy places the organism in Eukaryota, Metazoa, Chordata, Actinopteri, Salmoniformes, Salmonidae. Gene Ontology annotation, biological process: regulation of membrane potential; monoatomic ion transmembrane transport; chemical synaptic transmission. The transcript has 9 exons. Gene Ontology annotation, cellular component: GABA-A receptor complex; neuron projection; synapse. The coding region runs from base 1 to 1440 and encodes 479 amino acids.